GCUCGGUAUCCUAGCAAAAGCAAACGCUAGCUUCUUCCGGCUGGAGGUUUUCUGCAGUUUUCUGAGGUUUUUUUUUUUAUUAUUUAUUUGUGUUUGUUUACUUGUUUGUAUGUUUUCCCGCCUCCAUGACGGACCUCUCGCUUGACACCCAAAACAAGCCGCUGUGCGUUCUGUCUGCCUUCAGUUACAUCCCAACACGACGAACUGAAGCGAAAGAAAUGUCCUACUUUAACAGAGACCCAAAGGAAAAGGCCAGACCAGUCCCGGUGCGGUCCUCCUCAGAAUAUGGGCACCGUGUGGUUCCCUCCUUCAACCAAACAAACCAGUCCUACGCACGUGUGGCAACAAUGAAAGCUGAGUUUUACAUGAAAGAUGGGAUCAUCUGGAGUUUGGAAGAAGGAUACGGAUCAGUGGUUCCUAGUUAAAAAGUCGACAUGCCGCAGCAGGAUUUGAAGGCUCUUCCUGUUGGAAGCUUUGCAUAAUAAACCAGCGUUACACUGCA
Austrofundulus limnaeus is the source of this 502-nucleotide messenger RNA. RefSeq names its product cilia and flagella associated protein 90 (gene cfap90). NCBI's taxonomy places the organism in Eukaryota, Metazoa, Chordata, Actinopteri, Cyprinodontiformes, Rivulidae. The record is from RefSeq and is a predicted model, not a curated record.